Bufo bufo (common toad) is the source of this 4021-nucleotide messenger RNA. RefSeq names its product WAPL cohesin release factor (gene WAPL). NCBI's taxonomy places the organism in Eukaryota, Metazoa, Chordata, Amphibia, Anura, Bufonidae. Gene Ontology annotation, biological process: regulation of chromosome condensation. The record is from RefSeq and is a predicted model, not a curated record. The coding region runs from base 300 to 3920 and encodes 1206 amino acids. The transcript is spliced from 20 exons.
AAUGGCUGAGUAAGGCGCUCGCUGAUUGGCCGGCUGGGCGCUGUGUGAGCGUAGUGACGGAAAGGGGGCAAAUGGCGGAGGGAUGUUCCCGGGCCCUGUUUGAAUAAUAACAGCCGGAUAUAUCUUCUCGGUUUUCUUUUUCUUUUUGCCGUGCCGUGCUGUGCCGCGCCUGUCUGCCGGGGAGCGGAGGAGGAGCCGGGCACGCCUCUGUGGAGACCGGCCGCCGGUGGAGUGUGAGACGCCGAGCUCUUGAGUGGAGCCCAGGGGAUUAGAGCGUAGAAUAUGAAACAGGCUUCAACAUGACAUCCAGAUUUGGGAAAACGUACAGCCGCAAGGGAGGAAAUGGAAGCUCUAAGUUUGAUGAAGUGUUCUCCAAUAAACGAACCACUCUUAGCACAAAAUGGGGAGAGACCACAUUUGUGGCCAAAGUAGGACAGAAGAGACCGAAUCACAAACCAGAAGUUGCCGAUCUCCCAAAGAGACCCAGAGUUGACGAGGACGAGGACAAUGCAGAGGAUCCAUUUGGAUUUGACAGUGAUGAAGAUUCCAAGCCAGUGUCAUCAAAAAGCAUCUCCCAGUCUAAGAGUGUCUCUCAGCAGCCCUCAGAACAUCUAGGUGCAGCAGGAUCGGAGAAUGUCACCCCUGUGUUAGAGGCAAACAGCAGAACGGAUCAUCCCAUCGCUUCAGAGUCCACAGUGUCAUACAAGUGCAUAUCUUUUGACAGUGCAUUACAUGGAUUGAAAGAAAAAAAUGCAAACAAGAUCACUGAGGUCAAUAAAAAGCAUCUAAGCUCGCCUAAGAAAACCUUCACAGGUAAUGCACAGAGUUUCACGGAAGAUAAAAAUAGUUUCACUAUUAAAAAGAGUGACUAUGAUUACCAGAAAACUUUUGAUACGUUACAUUUUGGGGUUUCCACAAAAUCUUGCAAUAGCCGAAAACCUGUGGAAUCGAUCCUCUCUAGUUUCACCGAUGACACGGAUGACUGGGAUUUUGCACCUGUACAGAAAUCAGAUUCUCCGGUUCAGAACGAACAAACUAGAGACCCACUGAAUCUUGAACUGUUUGAGUUUGAUGAUCUGACUGAGGAGAACUCAGAAACGCCUGACCUUGAAUUGAGUUUGUGUGCGAGUAGUCCUAUAGUUGAAAGUCCUAAGGCUGAAGAUGACUGCAUCCAAAUGACAGAACAACCCUUUAACCCUGAUGAGCAGAUGAGUGAAGAUGUUCUCCAAGGUGGUGUGAAACUUGGUAACUGUAGGACAUACUGUAGGUCUAGCAAAGCAAGAUCUGCAUGUGGUUCCUCAAACUUUGAUAAACUGUUAGAUGGUGCGAUUUAUAACACAGGCAGAUCUCACAAUGCGACAGACAAGACAAAUGCUGUGAAUAAAAGCAGUGGUCCCAGACCCACUGGUCGGACUAGAGAUUUCACAGUUCUCCACCCAUCAUGUUUAUCUGUAUGUAAUGUCACCAUACAGGACAGCAUGGAUCGGAGUAUAGAUGAGUUUACCACAAGCCCUUCUACAGAUUUAGGGGAGGCAGGACGUCUUAGAAAGAAAGCUGAUCUUGCAACAGCAAAAACCACCACAAGGUUUCGCCCUGGUAAUACCAAAUCUAAAAAGGAUGCCAAAUUGGAGUUUUUUGGAUUUGAUGACCAGGAUGAAGGAGCUGGUGGUGAUGAUGGGUCUAACCCUUUUGGGCAAUCAAGCUACAGAAUUAAAUACUUUGGAUUUGAUGACUUGAGUGAAAGUGAUGAUGAGGACGAAGAUGAAUGGUAUCAAAAAGAAAGGAAAUUGAAAAAGAAGACCAAGAAUACAUUGAUGUCGUCAGAGUCCAGUGCAUCUAGCUUAGGAGGCAGUACAAAUAUGCAGAGUGUACAGUCUGUAAAUAAUUAUGACUCCAUGGAAGAUCCAUACGCUGUACCUGAAGUUUUUAAAAAACCUGCUAGCAGACAAGGAGAUAAAAAUAAAGAUGGCGCCCGAAAAAUAUUUAGUGCACCAAAGCGGUCUCCAACAAAAGCUGUCUAUAAUGCACGCCACUGGAACCAACCCGAAGCGGAGGAACUUCCUUCUCUACCGGUCUUGAAAGCUCAGUCUGCACCGACAAAGCCAUCUGAAACUUCUUCAGCUCCAAAGGAUGAUGGUGUUUUCAAAGCACCAGCUCCUCCUCCUAAAGUUAUCAAGACUGUGACGAUCCCAACACAGCCGUAUCAAGACAUGGUAACUGCGCUGAAAUGCAGGAAGGAGCACAAAGAGCUGUACACAGUUGUUCAGCAUGUGAAGCACUUCAAUGAUGUGGUAGAGUUUGGCGAAAAUCAGGAGUUUACAGAUGACAUUGAGUACCUGCUGAGCGGAUUGAAGAGUAAUCAGCCCAUAAACACAAGAUGCCUUAGUGUUAUCAGCUUGGCGACAAAGUGUGCAAUGCCAAGUUUCCGAAUGCACCUGCGAGCACAUGGAAUGGUAGCCAUGGUCUUUAAAACACUGGAUGACAGUCAGCAUCACCCGAAUCUAGCACUUUGUACUGCUGCGCUUAUGUACAUAUUAAGCCGAGACCGCUUAAACAUGGACCUCGACCGAGCUAGUUUAGACCUUAUGAUCCGACUUUUAGAAAUGGAGCAAGAUACCACCUCCAGACAUAUGAAUGAGAAAGAUAUGAACAAAAUAAAAGAGAAAAUCAGGAAGCUGUGUGAAACCGUCCACAACAAACAUCUAGACCUGGAAAAUAUUACGAGUGGCCAUUUAGCUAUGGAGACUUUGUUAUCUUUGACUUCCAAGCGUGCAGGAGAUUGGUUUAAAGAGGAACUUCGACUUUUAGGUGGACUGGAUCAUAUUGUAGAUAAAGUUAAAGAGUGUGCAAAUCAUCUUGACAAUGAAGAAAAUGAAGAAAAACUAGUCGCGUAUUUGUGGGGAGCUGAAAGAUGCUUACGCGUUUUGGAGAGUGUCACAGUGCACAAUCCGGAAAACCAGAGCUACUUAAUAGCAUACAAAGAUUCCCAGCUCAUUGCAUCUUCAGCAAAAGCUCUUAGACACUGUGAGGAGUUCAUUCAGCGAUACAACAGAGCUGAAGAGAGCAUCUGCAUUCCUUACAAUAAGCCACUUGUAUACCACAGUGCGGGAGGCCACGUUGGCAAGGCUGUGGAAGACUGUAUGAGAGCCAUCAUUGGCGUGCUGCUCAAUUUAACAAAUGACAAUGAAUGGGGCAGUACAAAGACUGGUGAGCAGGACAAUCUGAUAAGCACUGCAAUGAACUGUGUUCUUCAAGUUCCAAAGUACCUACCUCAAGAACAGAGAUUUGACAUUAGAGUUUUGGGAUUAGGUUUGUUAAUCAAUUUGGUGGAAUACAGCGCUAGAAAUCGGCACUGCCUUGUAAACAUGCAAACAAUACAAUCCUACGAUUCAUUUAGUGGGGAUGAAGAGGAGUUCUCUGUGGAAAUUAGGUACAUUGGUGCAGUGCACGCGUUGGUUCAGCUUUUCCUGGAGCGGGAGAAAGCUGCCCUGUUAGCGGAAAGUCAAACAGAUGAGCUGAUCAAAGAAGUCCCCACAGCGCAGCAGGACAAGAGUGGUGAAUGGAAGGAAACCAGCGGAGAGAUCCAGUGGGUCUCAGCGGAAAAGAGCCCAAACUCAGAGGAACCUCCAAAGAAGGAAGAGGAGGAGGAAGAACUUGACCUUAAUAAAGCCCUCCAGCAUGCCGGCAAGCACAUGGAAGACUGCAUUGUUGCCUCUUACACAGCUUUGCUUUUGGGCUGCCUCUGUCAGGAAAGUCCGAUCAAUGUGACUACUGUGCGGAGCCAUUUACCCAAUGGAGACUUCUCAAUAAUGACUGAAAUGCUGAAGAAGUUUCUCAGUUUCAUGAAUCUUACAUGUGCAGUGGGAACAACAGGGCAGAAGUCAAUCUCCAGAGUCAUUGAGUAUUUGGAACACUGCUAGUAUUUCUCAGCUGUGAUCUUUGGAGCAAAAGCCUACGGCAGGAAAAUAAAAUCAAGUUUGUACCAGUUUCAUGAAGUAUGUCUUUGGGUUUUUUGUAAAUA